Brachypodium distachyon (stiff brome) is the source of this 3468-nucleotide messenger RNA. RefSeq lists its product as uncharacterized. The coding region runs from base 613 to 3195 and encodes 860 amino acids. Lineage: Eukaryota; Viridiplantae; Streptophyta; Magnoliopsida; Poales; Poaceae. The transcript has 3 exons. The record is from RefSeq and is a predicted model, not a curated record.
CCAGAAAAGGAAACGAAAAGCCGCACACUCCGCUGAAGUACAGCUUUGUUCCCUCCCCAUCCAUGGCCAGCAGCAGCUGAUCACAAGGCUGCUGCUGCCAUUGGCUUCCUCCUCCCGUCCUGUGAAGUACCCGUCCGCACACGAGGCCUGGCCCACCGGUAAGUCGGACUGCGCGCCAUCUCUCUCCUCUCCGCCUCUCCGCUCAGGUCGUUCCAGCCCCCCAAGCCUCGCUUCGAUCCCUGUGCCGAGGAGAGAAAAGCUGCUGCAUCAGCUGCUCGGUUGGCUUUCCUUCUCCGCGACGCGUCCCUCUUGUCCCGUCAGCGUCACGCCGCCGGAGGCAAACCUACCGCCACUGACGCCACGGCCCAAGGUCCCCAAGAGCCCCACCUGUCAUCGCCCACACCUCCCUUCACCUCCUUCCUCGCGGCGCGUGCCGAGGUGGAGGAGGGGGUUAGCUCUAGCUGCCGUUGCGUGCCAGCUACUACAACAUCCUCUGCUGUGCUCCACGCGACCCUCGCUUUCCACGCCUGGAAUCGAAUCGAAGCACGGGUCGGCCAAAGCGACUACACACGGCCUCGUCGGCAACCCGAGCUCGCGCGGUAGGGAGGGAGGAUGAGCGGUACGAGCCUGGCCAUUGUGGAGAAGAAGCCGCCGUUCGGCGGUGCCGGCGGCGGGGGUUGCGCUGGUGGAGUGCUGUUCCACCUCCUGGACUGGCACCGCCGCCUCGCCCGCAAGCGCCGCCUCUUCUCCCCGCGCCGCCUCCUCCCCUCCUCCAUCCGCUCCUCCGCCUCCUCUCCACGCAGGCUCCCGGCCCCGCCGCCUUCCAGUUCCACCACCCCGCCGCCUCGCCCCGCGCUGAGAACGGGCAGCGAAGCCGAUGGUGCCGGUGCCGCCGCCGCUCCGGGCGUCGUGGCGCGCCUCAUGGGCCUCGACUCCUGGCCCGCCGCCGCGGCCCAGCCCGCGGCGCCGCCGAGGCCGCAGAAGCAGCGGAAGGUGGAUUCGGCAGCGGGGGACAAUGAGCCGGCAGCAGUGGUGAGAAUGUUGCCACCGAGCCGCCGUUCAUCCGCGCCGGCAUCCGCACACGCGCCGCGGAGCCACCACAGCGCCGACCUGCCGGCUCGGAGCCCGAGGCGGGGCAGCCGGCUCGUGCACGCGGCCGCGGCGAGGCUGCUGGACCCAGCCGCGCGGGGGAGCUCAUCGAAGGCCAGCGCCCCCAGGCUGCAGGCCCUCGCGUACGCCUGCUCCUCCCCGCAGCACCGCCACUCCGGCGCCUACCAGCACCACAGCUGGGGCGGUACGCUCGACGACUUCUUGUCUCGCUCCGGUAGCCUGUCGUCGGAGCGUCCCACUCCUCCUCCGGCGGAUACAGGAGGACGGGGCAGUGCCGUUACUUCCCGCUGGCACGAGACGCACUCCAUGAACGCCAUGAGCAGCAUUGCUGUUGAAGGAUCAGUGGGGAGUGAUACGGUGGUUCUGCCAAGAACAGAUUUUGGUGAUGCAUACACAAGUUCAGGCACUUCUGAUGUGGAUGCAGUGCGCAGAGGUAAUAGGGUAAGAAUCGAUGGAAUGGGCAGUUGUGCUGGGGUUAGAUCGCGCAAUGCUGGCGCUAGAACAGAAGAGAGGCUGUUGCGCAGACGGGGAACCUUCUCGAGGCCAGAUGUUUCUAGGAGUGUUGGCUCUGUGAACUUGGUUAGUUCGAUGCGUCCGAGCGGCAAUGCUCGUGAACUGGUAUCUGGUAGUAGUAGGAGGGCAGCACAUAGUUCUGGUCCAAGGAGGAGGGAGUUGACGAAUUCGACCUAUACGCAGAGAAGCAGUCACCGAGACGUGAUCGAUCGAAGUGGGUUGGCAUCCACGAGUAGGAACACAAGUAAUGCAUCUGGGCCGAGGAGAGGAUCACACAAGACGAUGGACCGUGGUAUAUCUCGCGGCAACAGAGAAGAUCGUAAUGCAGUUGCAGUUGCAGUUGCAUCUAGUUCAUCAGUCAGGCCAGUAUCCAGGGCUUCAUCACAUGGUAAAGUUUCAGAGAAGAGAGGUUUCCAAUGUACCCAAUUUGAUACCAGUUGUGCAAGAAUGCCGGUAGUAGAUGCCACAUGUUUGGAAGCUCAACCUUGUGUUGUUGAUACAUCUGAGAAAGAGGAAUUUAGCAGAUUGUUGAAAGCAAAAAUCUAUGAACUUGGCAUGUCUGAUAGGGUUGAGCCAAGUGAAGCUUGUUCCCGGAACUUGACUGCCUCAGUGCUUCAAGAGCUCAUCUCUGCCCUUACUAAUGACACAAACACCUCUGUGUCCCAAACUAGUGAUCAUUCUGAUUCACCAGCUCACCUAAAUAAUGUGCAAACUGUAUGCAAUUCCAAUGAUCAAUCGCCUGAUUUUCAGCAGCGUUAUCAGAUCCAGGAUGACCAAGAGGCUGAUUCUUCCGCUACAUGCAUGAACGAUGAGCCCAAUCAACCAAGUCCAACAUCAGUCCUGGAAGCAUGCUUCUCAAAUGAUGCUUCCUCCUUAGGAAGUCCAACUGAAAAGACCGAGGGUAAAGAAUUCUUGAGCUCAAUUGAGAACAAAAUGGAAGAUCUCUUCAAUUUAGAAUCUGACAUUGAAGAUUUGGCCAUGUCCGUGGACACAAUGAAGACUGAUGCUCAUGGCAGUGGUGAAAUAUCAUGUGAUCAGACUUUUGCGGUGCAUGAUUUCGAGUUCUUAGAAGGCAGGCUCCACAGCAUUGGAGAAGCUAUUUCAAAUGCUGAACUCCUUCUGGACAGUACCCUUUUCUGUACCACGCCACCAAGUCUAUCACUCCAUUAUUUCAUCAUUGAAAUGCUGGAAACUGUUGAUGGCUUGUGUGGUGGAUCGAAGAGCGUAGGUUUCACGGAAGAAAAGAAGUAUCAACAUACCAACUUCCUAUUUGACUGCAUUGUAGAGUCUCUGGAUUCAAAGUUCAGCAAUUUUGGCAAAUGUGGAUACAAGGCGUGGCUGAGAUUGCCUCUCACUUUGAGCAAAGACCUAUUGAAGGGGGAGAUAUCCGAAAAGGUCAGCAGCUGGAGGCAAACUAGCCAGAUUUCUUCGAACCAAGCCGCCGAGAAAGAACUGGACCAAGUGGCUGCCAGGUGGGACGCGUGCCAAGUCGAAGCAUUUGAUAUCAGCGUCGCGAUUGAGGAGGACAUACUUGAGGCGCUGGUUGAUGAGUUUGCAUUCGAACAAUGGUGAUGAAAAGGCUUCUGGUUCACAGGACAUGAUCACAUAUAAAUAACACUCUUCGGAUAGUCUGUAAGGAAAUUUUUGUACAGUCUCAUGUAGUAAGAUCGAAGCAGUCCUGCCGGUUAUUCGGUACCUUCUAACUGAAACGUGCUAAAGUGUCUGCACUUUUUUACCCUCUGAGACCUUUCUGCCAUUUCACUGAAUAAUUGUAAGAACUUUGAAGGAUUUUAUACCCUAGUGUUGUAGACCGAAAUUUCGUUUUUCUACUGAUUCCUCCUGGAA